This is a messenger RNA of Clupea harengus (Atlantic herring), 1267 nucleotides long. RefSeq names its product latexin (gene lxn). The record is from RefSeq and is a predicted model, not a curated record. Gene Ontology annotation, molecular function: metalloendopeptidase inhibitor activity. NCBI's taxonomy places the organism in Eukaryota, Metazoa, Chordata, Actinopteri, Clupeiformes, Clupeidae.
CACACUGUAGCCCCUCACCUGAAUGACCUGCGUCUGGAGAGCAGCGGGGUUAUCGUAGCAGAAGUAACUUCCUGAAGGAGGAGAGCAGAGCAUAUUUGGACUGUGGAACACGAUGAGUCGUCCCCUCUGUGCUCUCUGGGUCUUCAUGGUGCUGCUCGGUGACCGCUUGGCCUCGCCGUACCGUCCAGAAACAGAACCGCUCGAUCCUGAGCCUCAUGAAGCGAACAGCAUUGUGGAGCUAGAAGUGCCUCCUGAGCUUGACGGAACCAUGUCCGAUGGAGAGCUGGUCCCGCACCACUACCCGGCCCAGCGGGCGGCCAAGGUGGUUCAGCACUACCUCAACACACGCCACGGCUCGCCCUACAGGUGGAUCGAGCUGCACCGCGUCAACAAGGCCAGCCUGGAGGACUUAGGACAGGCUGGGAAAAAAUAUUACCUUGAGAUCUCACUGAAGGAAGUCAUCAGCAAUACUGAUCUAGGCCAGUGCUCCGCGGAGGUGCUCUUCUCUGGGGAGCAGGACCAGGGGGCCCCCCAGGUUCAGUGCCCCUGUGAGGGGCUGCAGAAGCUGAACACCACGGCCGAGGAGGAGGCCCUCUUCCAGCGGCUCAACAGCUCCGCCACCCCCCUCUCAGGGAGCAACAUACCAGAUAGCUACGGUCACAUCGCUCCAGAGAUGAAGCCUCUUUGGCACCUGGGUGCGGCAGCGGCCAGCUUCGUCAUGCUGAAGGAGUCCAACGAGAGCACUCUGUACAACAUGGCCCAGGUGGCCAACAUCACCCAGCUGGAGACAGAGAAUGGCCAGCUGAGGUUCAAGUAUCAUGUCCUGCUCCAUGAUAUGAUCUCACAGGAGAUCCUCCACUGGAAGCUGCUGGUGUCCUGGUCUCCAGCAGGGGGCGUGAGUGUGCUGCAGACUGAGGGGCAGCCCAAACCUGCUGAAUCAACGCCAGAGGACACUGCCCCCACCUCAGCCAGUUGAACCCCUUACGUUCCCACAAAUACAUGCCAGUUUAUCCUGAACUGCAAGCACUAACCACGACGAUGAAGGGGGGGAAAGCACUUAAGGAACAGGACAGUCAUGGUCAUUAUGGUUGAUGUUAGCAGACACGUUUUAUGUAAAGAAAUGUUUCAGUCUUAUACAAUACGCUAAUGGCUUGAACAUUGAUGUUGCAUAAAUAAUAAUGCUCUGACAAGCAAUAAUAAAAAGUAAUGACUCACAAAUAUCCACUGAAAAGAUGAAAAUUAGGAAUAAAAAACUUUUUUUCUUUAA